AUGGAACUCGUGGAGCUCACACCACUUAGAGGAGCUUUGGUUGGUCUACCUGGAGUUGAUGGCUUAUCCACAGAGCAAAGGAAAAGGCUCACAAUUGCUGUUGAACUCGUAGCUAAUCCUUCCAUAGUUUUUAUGGAUGAGCCCACAUCAGGCUUGGAUGCAAGAUCCGCUGCUAUUGUAAUGAGGACUGUGAGGAAUAUAGUGAACACGGGCAGAACGAUUGUUUGUACUAUUCAUCAGCCAAGCAUAGACAUCUUUGAAUCCUUUGAUGAGCUUUUAUUUAUGAAACGAGGCGGAGAGCUCAUUUACGCUGGACCUCUAGGGCCAAAGUCAUGCAAACUUAUAGAGUAUUUUGAGGCAAUCGAAGGAGUCAAAAGAAUUAAACCCGGGCAUAACCCUGCUACAUGGAUGUUAGAGGUCACUUCAACUGCAGAAGAAAGUCGUAUUGGUGUUGAUUUUGCAGAAGUUUAUCGAAGAUCAAAUCUAUUUCAGCGAAAUAAAGAUUUGGUGGAAAGGCUUUCUAAACCAAAUAGCGACUCCAAAGAGCUGAAUUUCCCCACCAAAUAUUCUAAGUCAUUCUUAGAUCAAUUUCUGUCUUGCCUGUGGAAGCAGAAUCUCUCUUAUUGGCGAAACCCACAAUACACUGCAGUUCGUUUCUUCUACACGUUUAUCAUAUCGUUGAUGCUUGGGACAAUAUGUUGGAGAUUCGGUGCUAAAAGGGAUACACAGCAGGAGAUAUUCAACGCUAUGGGAUCCUUGUACAUUGCAGUGUUGUUCAUUGGAGUUACCAAUGGCACUGCUGUUCAACCUGUCGUUUCUGUUGAAAGAUUUGUUUCUUACAGAGAGCGUGCUGCGGGGAUGUAUUCAGCUCUACCUUUUGCAUUUGCUCAGGUCGCAAUUGAGUUCCCUUAUGUGCUUGCUCAAGCACUUAUUUACUGUGCAAUAUUCUAUUCCAUGGCUUCUUUCGAGUGGACUUCUUCCAAAUUUAUUUGGUACAUUUUCUUCAUGUACUUCACCAUGCUGUACUUCACCUUCUAUGGAAUGAUGACUACUGCUGUCACGCCAAAUCACAAUAUAGCAGCCAUAAUUGGUGCUCCAUUUUAUAUGCUCUGGAACCUUUUCAGUGGAUUCAUGAUACCUCACAAGAGGAUACCGAUAUGGUGGAGAUGGUAUUACUGGGCAAAUCCAGUAGCAUGGAGUCUAUACGGCCUUGUCGCCUCACAGUAUUCCGAUAGCGAUAGACCAGUAAAGCUGUCAGAUGGGAUCACUGCUAUCCCGGCUAGGGUUCUUCUUGAUCACGUGUUCGGAUUUAGGCAUGAUUUUGUUGGUAUCGCGGGGUUCAUGGUGGUUGGUUUCUGCAUCUUAUUUGCAGUCAUUUUUGCUUAUGCUAUUAAAGCUUUCAACUUCAUGAAGAGAUAA
Molecule: messenger RNA, 1419 nt
Organism: Oldenlandia corymbosa var. corymbosa
Lineage: Eukaryota; Viridiplantae; Streptophyta; Magnoliopsida; Gentianales; Rubiaceae
Source: the annotation of a GenBank genome assembly